Messenger RNA from Emiliania huxleyi CCMP1516, 510 nucleotides. RefSeq lists its product as hypothetical. The coding region runs from base 1 to 510 and encodes 169 amino acids. The transcript is spliced from 2 exons. The record is from RefSeq and is a predicted model, not a curated record. NCBI's taxonomy places the organism in Eukaryota, Haptophyta, Isochrysidales, Noelaerhabdaceae.
AUGGUGAAGCGCACGGUGGCCGCGCCGUUUGUCCGCUCGGACCUGCACGCGGGGCGGUACGAGAACCUCAAGGUCGUGUACAUCAACCACCACAACCCGGACCUUUUCCUGCUGACCGAGGACGGCAGCGAAGUCAUGAAGAUUGAUCUGACGCGGCUGUCUUCCAUCGCUUCGCUUCACAAGCUGAUGUCGCUUCUCGGGCUGCGCGAGAUUUGCGGCGACGCAGACGAGCGAUGCGCCGGCUGGUCCAGCAAAGGGGAGUGCGACCGGAACGAAGCCUUUAUGCACACCAACUGCAGGAAGGCGUGCGGGCUGUGCGCAGAGGGCGCCAAGCAGGCCGAGGGCACCCUCUGCACGGACGCCGAGUCGGCAAACAACUGCCAGUACUGGUCCACUAUGGGCGAGUGCACCGCCAACGAGGCCUUCAUGCGCGAGAAGUGCGCGCGCGCCUGCGGUUUUUGCAAGGUUUCCUUUUCCGAGGACGACGCUGCGGAGAAGGACGAGCUUUAG